This is a messenger RNA of Phyllotreta striolata, 3308 nucleotides long. NCBI's taxonomy places the organism in Eukaryota, Metazoa, Arthropoda, Insecta, Coleoptera, Chrysomelidae. The record is from the annotation of a GenBank genome assembly.
UUUAUAUCUGGCUUUAUUUAUCUCUUGUCAUAUGCCACUUGUCAUUCCCGUCAAAAACGAAAAUAAAUGGACGAUGGCUACCUUGAAAGUGGUCAACUGUUUGUUUAUUAUUUUAGCAACAAACCUAGCAGCAGGCGAACUACAAAGACCAGAACUAACGGAAGACACCGACGAUGAUUACGAUUCGAUCAACAACAAUCCCAAAGAUCCGGGCAAGCCCCCGCCCGAUUUGCUAUCGCGCCAACACAACCCGAACGCCAUACACCAGCCGAAUUUAAAACGGCACUCGUGCCACUCCUGCGAGCCCCCCGACUGCUCCAAGCCCACCGUAUGCCGGAACGCCCUGCAGUGCUGGAAGUCCCGCGUGCGCGAGACCACCGGCGAGGAGAGCGUCUCGAAGGGCUGCACGACCGACCAAGAACAAGUCCCUUUCUAUUGCAGGACUCCUUCUGUAACGGUGCAGCACAAGCGGCAGGCGAGCGGCCAGUUCCAAAUCGACUGUUGCAUAGGGGACUUUUGCAACGACGGUGACUUCCCCGAGUUGCCUCCGAUGUACCCGGACACCAGCACCGAGUACACGGAAUCGCUCGUGUACGGAUUGAAGAUCUUCGCCGCCAUUUUGGGACCUCUGGUCGUAGUCGGAACGUUCGGAGUCGUAGCACUUCAUUUUAUGAGAAGAUAUCAUAGAAAUAGGUUAUGUAAUGAUAUUAGAGCCGAUCCGGAUACAUAUUACGCCUCGGACGAUCUCCUUAGAGCCACCGCAGCCGGUGACAGUACUUUGAGGGAGUAUUUCGAGCAAUCUAUGACCUCCGGAAGCGGAUCCGGAUUGCCUCUUUUGAUCCAACGGACGUUGGCUAAGCAAAUAUCGUUGGUCGAGUGUAUAGGUAAAGGCCGGUACGGGGAAGUAUGGAGGGGCGUUUGGCACGGGGAGAACAUCGCUGUGAAAAUAUUCUUUUCGAGAGACGAGGCCAGUUGGUCCAGAGAAACCGAAAUCUACAGCACGAUAUUACUUCGUCACGAGAACAUUUUGGGUUACAUCGGAUCCGAUAUGACUUCGCGCAAUUCCUGCACUCAAUUAUGGCUCAUUACUCAUUACCACGCGCUGGGCAGUCUCUACGAUUACUUGAAUUACACUUCGUUAUCCCAUCAACAAUUAAUGAAAUUAUGUCUGUCGGUAGCUAACGGUUUGGUGCAUUUGCACACGGAGAUAUUCGGAACGCAGGGUAAACCGGCGAUAGCUCACAGAGACAUAAAAAGCAAAAAUCUGUUAGUGAAAACCAAUGGUACCUGUUGCAUAGCUGAUUUCGGAUUAGCUGUAACUCAUUUCCAAUCGACUGAUCAAUUAGAUGUUGGUUCUAACCCGAGAGUGGGCACGAAACGCUACAUGAGCCCAGAGGUUCUCGACGAAACCAUUCGAGUGGAUCAUUUCGAUUCGUUCAGACGCGCCGACGUGUACGCCUUGGGCCUGGUUUUGUGGGAAAUGUGCAGGAGAACCGUCAGUAACGGCAUCGCCGAGGAUUACAAACCUCCGUUCUUCGAUGUGGUGCCGAGCGAUCCGAGUUUCGAGGACAUGAGAAAGGUGGUGUGCGUGGAUCAGCAGAGGCCGAAUUUGCCCAACAGAUGGACCAGCGAUCCGUUGCUGUCGGGGAUGUCGAAGUUGAUGAAGGAAUGUUGGCAUCAGAACGAGAACGUCAGAUUGCCGGCGUUGAGGAUCAAAAAGACGCUGUUGAAAUUGGCUAGUUCUGAUGCUGUUAUUAAAAUGGAGGAUAUGGAGGUUUGUGUGUAGGUUAUUUUGUGGAAUGAUUCGAUGGAAAGUAUGGCGAGAUUCUGGAGGGAAUAUUUAGGAAUCUGUUGGACGUUUGAAAUUAGUUUUAUUUGAUUGAUAAUCAUUAUUAGUUGAUAUUUGAACGCUACUGACGACGUUUUUGUUACUAAUUUCGAGACUGAUUGCGAGGAUAUUUUAUAAUCGUUUAUUUUUAGAAGAAAACCGGAUGCCAUAUUAAUAAACAUUCUUAUUAUAUUAAGGUGAAAAUCAAUUUGUUGGUAGACAAUCAUUGAGAUUAUUCGUCUACAAAGUAUUUGCAGUGGAAGACAUAUUAACAGUUUAUACACAUUUUUUUAUUUGAAUAGAUGAUUUGUAAUCGAUUUAGCAAUAUUAUAAGGGAAUUUUUAUCUCUUACGUUCGUCAUAUUUUAUAUAUAUUUUUUUGCCUCGUAUGUUUUCCAUUUAUGGCAAUGUUUUUCGUCGAAAAUUAAUGUGCCAAAUUAAUUUGUAUGUGUAAGUCGAAUUUACUCGAAAACAUUUUAUAAGAGAAGUUUAUUCGUUUAAGGUUUUUUUUUUAGAAAGUUAGUGCCAUUUUUUAUUAGGUCCAGUUAUGUAGUUUUUGUUGUUGAAAUACGUCUUUUUCUUCAAAAGUAAUCGAACUAAAAUAUUUGCAUUAAAAAAAUAGAUUUAUUUAUCAUCACUCUUGCAUUAUAAAUACUGUUCUUAGAUCCUUUUGCAAUUUUUAUAACAAUUAUAUUUGGUUUGAUUACUUUUACUAAAAAUUUGUUCGAUCUAAAAUCGAUUUGUAAUUUAAUCGACGAUUGAUCGGAACAAAUCGAUCUUAAGACAGGUUAAAAAAGACUCUUAACUAAACAUUUAUUACAUUAAUUAAUCGCUUUAACCAGUUAAUACAUAUCUUAUGUUUUUAUUAAGAUUAGUUUAUCUCUUGCGGUUAUGUUUGUAAACGAAUUUUGUUAUGAAUGCUAAUGAUUUAAUUAAUCGUAAUUGUAUUGAGGAUGAUAACCGGUCGCGGUUAUACGUUGAAUCAAACAUAGCAUAUUAUAUAACCCAGUACCUUUGUAAAUAUUACAAAUUGUAAAUAUUGUACAUCCUGACGUAAAUAUCUUGAUAAUCAUAUCUGUUUUUCCUUACUGCUCAAAUUAGGCGAAGUUUUUUCGAAUAAAUUUAGCAGUUGUAUUGAAUGCCAGGUUGGUUUUUAUUACUAUUUUUUUAAUACAUAUUAAUCAAACACGAUGAAAACUUUAAUUAACUAGUUACCUACUCAAUUUCUGUAUAACUUUGAAUAUUUUAAAAUGUCCGAGAGAACUCGCCUGGCAUUCGUUUUGACGUUUUUUGUAAUUGAUUCAUAUCAGGUAAAAUAAUUGUGGAAAUACUCAAUACAUACUCAGUGUUAUCAUAAUCAGUAUUUUGUUGUAUUCGUUAGGUUAUAGACAUUGUUUGUUAACAUUUUGUACAUAUGCAUUAGUUCGUUCAUUGUCAUCAGAUGGGAUAUUCCGUGAGCAAUAUAUUUAGUUUGAAAUUAA